Molecule: messenger RNA, 9006 nt
Organism: Zootoca vivipara (common lizard)
Lineage: Eukaryota; Metazoa; Chordata; Lepidosauria; Squamata; Lacertidae
Source: RefSeq, a predicted model, not a curated record
CACACAGGUUCCUUUCCAGCACGAGAAAUGUCAAGGGGUUUGUAGCUAGAGUUAAGAGUGCAGGUUGACCAAGCUUUCAGCCAAAUGGGGCUGAGACAUCACAGAUUGUUCUAUAAAAAAGCAUAGGAGAAGGGGCCAAAUAUAAUGGCCUUAAAUGUGAGAAAUAUUUGUGGGGGUGCAGGGCUGCACGGAGAAACAACAAGACACAAAAAAUUAAUAGUGCCCCACUUGAACAGUUGAUGAAGAACAGGUCAGUGGUUACAGAGUUGUAGUUACCGUAUGUACUUGAGAAGGGUUUGAUAAUGCCUAGUAGUUCAGAGCUAUGGAAUUCAGGAACAGGAACAAAAUAACAAGUGAAUUGAGAUGAAAUUUCAAAUCACUUUGAACUCUUGUAGGUUUUUUAUUGGGGACUCCCAUCAAAACAUUUGAGCAAUUGUUUCUUAUUUGAUUUAUAUACUGCCCUUAAAGAUCUCGGGGUGGUUUACAGGGUAAAAAUGGAAUGUAAAAGCACAAAUAGUUAAAACCAUAACAACAAAAUAAGGAACCCCCCCCCCCAAAAAAAAUUUAAAACACUGUAGAAUGUUAAUCAGCUAAAGGUGUGAUAAAAGAGGAACCCUUUUGUCUGGCACCUAAAGAUACAUAAUUAAGUCGCCAGACAAACCUCCAUGGGGAUAGAGUUUCAGGGAGCUGUUACAUAAAAAGCCCAUUCUUUGGUUGCCACCCUCCAUGCCCCUGUGCUGUGGUGGAUACACACAAAGAAGGACCUUUGAUGAUGAAUGCAGAGUCUGGGUCGAUUUAUAUGGUUAGAGGUGGUCCUUGAGGUAUUGAGGUUCUGAGCCAUUGGGAGUGGAGGCUGAAGGUGGGAAAGGAAGUUGUUUCUUAAUGUGCCACUAACUGUCUCCACCACCCUAUGGAGCAUAGAGUACGGUAUUUUGUUUCAUCUUGCCAUGAUUAGUAUGAUACACUUACAAAUUAUUCCAAAAAUUUGGUUUCCAGAUUCCUAAUCAUCUUGGUUGCUUUCAUCUGGACACUCCAAUUGCUCAAUAUCCUUAAAAUGUUUCCAGAAGAGGACAUGCAGCCUGACCAGUGCAGAAUAGAAUGGAAAUAUUAUACAGUACAGUGGAACCUCGGUUUAUGAACACCUCGGUUUAUGAAUUUUCGGUUUAUGAACGCCGCGGACCCAUCUGGAACGGAUUAAUUCAUUUUCCACUACUUUCAAUGGGAAAGUUUGCUUCAGUUUAUGAACGCUUCAGUUUAUGAACAGACUUCCGGAACCAAUUACACCCAUGCUUCAGUUUAUGAACGCUUCAGUUUAAGUACUCUGCGGACCCGUCUGGAACGGAUUAAUCCACUUUCCAUUAUUUUCAAUGGGAAAGUUCGCUUCAGUUUAUGAACGCUUACUCCGUGGACCGUCUGGAACGGAUUAAUUCACUUUCCAUUACUUUCAAUGGGAAAGUUCGCUUCAGUUUAUGAACGCUUCAGUUUAUGAACAGACUUCCGGAACCAAUUGUGUUCAUAAACCGAGGUACCACUGUACUAGUGAACUGGACAGUAGGUGAUAACCGGCUAAGUUAUACUCUGAGUAGACCCAUUGAAACAAACUUGUUAAUGGGUCUCUUUUAACUUUGAAUAUUUUUAACUUUGAAUAUUUUAUUUACAGUAUUUUAGCCUGCUCUUCAUUUUGAGUAUUUUCAGUUUCAGAACGGAACAAAGUAAUAAUAAAUGGGAUACAAAAAUUACAAAAUCAUAUUGACUUGUCCAAUAAACUAAUUAGCACUUCUGUCAUAAGAUAAGCAAAACUACAAUGACAAAAGUUAAAAUUCAUACUCUUUCUAAAUAGGUAAAAUGCAAAUUCAGGACAUUCAAAUAUGAAGCAACCAGCGGGCUUGGCAACAGUUCCAGCCUCAUUCUUCACUUAGGGCAGCCCGCUGUGUGCCAGCAGCCCCUCACUGUGGCUUUAAAGCAACUUAACACCUUUCACUUUGUAAAAGAAAAAAAUAGUUUCAGAAUCAGUUUAGAGUUUAAAAUUGGCAAGAUCUCUGCAAAUAAAUACUGCUUUGCAGGGUUACAAUGACCCAGCAAGAUAGUUUUCUGCUAAUUGGAAGACACCCUGGCCUAGGCAGAUUUCUACACAAAUUUGUAGUACAGUGCAGUAACAUUGCAAAAAAUUCAAAUUUGUAAAAUGGGUGGGGAUGUUUCUGGCUCCAAGGCUUCUGUGUAUACACAAAAAUUGUGUAUAUUUGGCCUCUCUGCGAAGUGGGCCUUGCUUUAUGUUGCUUUCGGUUAUUUGCUCAAAGUCCCAUCAUAUGUACAUGCUAUGGAACAGAUGAAAAUGCAUUCGUACAGUACUGCAAAAAUAAGUUUAGUAGACCUCAGCAAGACUGAAAAUCUGAUGGGUGUUUGGGGAAUGCAGGUUCUACAAAUUCAUAAAAUUAUUGUGUCAUAACUACAUCCUUAACUUUUAAAUAACAGAGAUUUGAUGAUAUUAUCAAGUCUUAGUUAUUUCUAUUAUAAAAUUCUGUGGAUAUAUUUCAUAAUGCCGUCAGGUUUUUCUUAGAAUUCAAACUGGCAUUUGCAGAUAGAAAUAUGAACUAAAUGCACCUUUGUGGUUCAGAUUCAUGCCUAUGUCGGAAGGGAGAUUACACAAGGUCUACCUUUGAAAACAAUCCCAUAUGAUCAAAUUUCAUACUUUGCAUCAAAGAAUAAGUGAGAUGACUCGUGGGUUUUCAAUAACAUGUCUAUGGAGUCAAGAGGUCUAUUGCCAAAUUAGAUUUCAAGAAUAGGCUGGCAGAAACCUACACACUGUUUUAUCAUCUUUGGCUUCAGUUAGAAUUGUUGCUGAGUACAACCUAGUUUAUCAACAGAGCAUGGAAAUCUAUUCCAUCAACUUAAAUAGGGUACCUAUGAGGAAAGCUUAUAUACUUUUGAGGUUUCAGUUAAUACUAUUUUGUCAUUUUGGAUUAAAUAGUCAUAUUUCAUAUAAUUGGGCACUGUAUAGAAUGCGAAAUGAAAGAUUUAUAAUGUUUCAUUUUCCAGUACUGAAACAGAACAUCAAGAACAAAUUCAUCCUUCAACUGGGGACGAAGCUUGGGAUAAUAUGCUGAAAUUUAAUAAUCUGUUUUCAAAUAGCAUCCAGGAAGUUCACCAACAAAUGACAAUUUUUGCAUUGAAUGAUGUCAAAACAAAAAAUUACAGUUGCCCAUAUCCAUGUACUUGAAAUUGAUCCAAAAUGCAAAUCAUAAUCAGUUGUGUAAUUAGGAUGUUCAGUUUCAUCUCGUCUUAAUUUUAGCCUAAUUGUAUGACAGUCUUGUUACGGCUGAACAAAAAGAACAUAAGAGCCUGCUGGAUCAUGGCAGUAGCCCACCUAGUCCAGCAUCCUGUUCUCAUAGAGGCCACCCAGGUGCCCGUGGGAAACCCACAAGCAGGAUUCAAGCACAAGAGCCCCCUCCCCUCCUGUGGUUUUCAGCAACUGGCAUUCAGAAGCAUUGCUGCAACUCUGAAGGCAGAGUGUAUAGCCACCAUUGCUAGCAGCCAUCAAUAGCCCUCUCCAUCAAUUUGUCUAAUCCUUUUAGAGUCAUCCAAGUUGCUGGCCUUUACUGCCUCCUGCGGGAGCAAGUUCCAUACUUUAAAAAUGCACUGUGUGGAAAAGUACUUUUAUCUGUCUGAAUCUUCCAACAUUCGGCUUCAUUGGAUUCCCUCGAGGUCUAGUGUUAUGAGACAGAAGAGAAACUUCAGCUGUAUACAUUUCAAUUAUAUAUUGUGCCUACAUGUAGAAAUAAAUUUGGGGAGCUGUGCCGAUAGGGAAGGUGCAGAAUCUGGAGAUUACUUAUUAGAAACAUCCUAUUUCUUAUUUGCGUGAUGUCAAAACUACAUUCCAUGUGUUCUUGCUUUGCAGGCAUAAAAGGGAGUAAGAUACAGAAGUUUCAGGGCAACCCAGCAGCCCCUUUUGCUGAGCUGCUUCAGCAGGGCACCUUCGCUUCUGAUUUGACAUGGUCUUGAGCGUGUGACAUCAAGGAGCCGGUGAAGCUCCUUUCUGGCCAGUCAAACAAUCUCUGCUUAUCCUUAUGCACAGGCAUCACUGUAGCUUAAGUCUGAUCAAAAGCAACAAAGCUGCUUUGAGAAUGGAUGGGGGAGGGAUGAGGUUAGUUGGCAAGAGCAGCUAUGUUGUGGAUUAGUUCAGUGCUGGAGGUGGAGGGGUGGAAAUUAGCCAGAAAGCAAGGCUGCCCUUAGCCACUUGAUUGCCUGAGGAAACAGGAGUUGACAGGGGUCAAGACUAGCUUGCUGGCUAUGUAAAAUUUAUGCUUGCAAUUCAGUUUUUAGCAAUUCUGUAUUGAAAAUAAUUUACCAUAAACCUUUCUCUUAAAAAUCUGCCCAUUUAAUUGGGCACAUUUUAAACUGGUUUAUCUUAAUUGAAUUGAUUAGUCAGUCACACACACGUUCUACAGUUCAGUGAUGGAAUGUCAAAUUCUGGAUGCAACAUCUGUUGAGGGUUCAUCAUUACUUAGAUCAGGCAUCCCCAAACUGCAGCCCUCCAGAUGUUUUGGCCUACAACUCCCAUGAUCCCUAGCUAACAGGACCAGUGGUCAGGGAUGAUGGGAAUUGUAGUCCAAAACAUCUGGAGGGCCGAAGUUUGGGGAUGCUUGACUUAGAUAAACCCUGACUGGGCUUACCAUGGACACAGCUACAGUUUCAAUGUCUUGAAUUAUGCUGAUGCAAUUUCUGAAAUGAAAUGAUACCCUUUCUGGAGGCAACAGUAGACUACUGGGCCCUCCCAGUUAGGUUAGUAUCUGAGAGACUCUUUCAGUUCUUGUACAAUUUGUUCUCCGACUGCAGUAUGGCAUUGGGGCAGGAUUUUGCAGAAAUCCAGGGUCCCACUUACUUAGCGGAAUGAACAGGAGGGCCCCAAACAUAGCAGGGCUGGCUUUACCCUUUCCAAGCAGAGACGUUGGAACUGAGACAGUCUCCUUGUCAGUCUGUAAGCUGCUCUAACAUAUGGCUAGAAAGAGCUGAAACCAUGACAAGCACGCAGUGUUUACAAGGCUGCAGCCAUCCGGCUUAUAAACAAGGGGCUUCUCCAACGAACAGCAACAGCAGCAAAAGUGCAUUCCAAAGACUGCAAGCUUGGCAAGAGGAAGUCUGCUUUGAAGGAGAAGCACUGCAGCCUGGUCUUCCUUAGCGGGCAGUUUUGUUUAGGGGCAGACUGUCCCUGUCUCUGUCCAGCUUAGGCUCUUGCACUGCAUUCAUCAACGUAGGGGAGGAGCACCCUCUUCAAAGGGAUUUCCUUCGGUGCUCAUGCUCAGUCUUUGCGGCUCAGCACUUGACAGUCCUUACAUCCCUGUGUCCAGGUAGGUCCAUUGUCCUUAUAUAUUUGCUGCACAGGUGGGGAAACGAGCACAAAGGGGGAAAGGGUCAGAGAGCACUUGUGGCCAUUUCACACUCUUAAUCUGCCAGUGUCCCGGAUCCCUUAAUUUAACAGUAGAUCAUGUGCUUUGAAAUGAGAUGUGGGAGAGAAGAAAUUUUAAAAAAGCAUUACUCUGUCGAAAGGGCAUGAUGCAGUAUUAAUGAAAAUAUCAUUGCCCAACCUGGUGCCCUCUGGAUGUUUUGACCAAAGCUGUCAUCCCCCAGACAGUGGCUGCUUUCAGACACUUUAGUAGACCUGGAUGUGAUCUAGGAGGCCAGCUGAGUGAGCCCAGACACACCCAGCUGUCUGGAAGAAGAGAAAAUCCUAAACAAGAAAAACAAUGGAGUGGAUCAGGGUUGGGGAGAACCUGUGAUGCUCCACAUGUUGCUGGAAUCCCUGACCAUUGGCCAUGUUGACUGAGGCUGAUGGGAGUUGGACUCCAACAGCACUGGGUGGGGGGGGGGGCAAGAGAUCUCUCUCUGUGUUAUAGUUGUGGCAAUGAGAAGAACGAAUUGGUAGCAAGCAGGUGUUUCCUGCUUGGCAGGGGGUUGGACUGGAUGGCCCUUGUGGUCUCUUCCAACUCUAUGAUUCUAUGAAUUUCCAAGGAUAACUUUUGUUUAACUUGGAUAUCUGACAUCUAGUUCUUUUACCCUCCAAACCAGAACUGGAUGUAAAAUAGAUGUUGCCCUGUUCUCAUGCUUUAUUUUCCUCCUAUUUCUUAUGUGCUCUAAUGGUUUACACAUCUCUCUCAUUUUAAUCAUUGUGUUUAUCUUAUGCAGUAUUGCUUUAUUGUACAACACAUUGGGGACCAUGCAGUCGAAAUACUGUAAAUAAUAAGCCUCCGCUCUCAGCUCUCCUGAAGUCUCAGCAUGUGGCCCUUAAGAGUAGAUUCUCAUGGCCAAAUCCAGCCAGCUUUGCAAAAAAAAAAAGCACCUGUUAAGUUUGUGGAGAAUAACAAUAUCACUGCAGCCUGUGUCCAUCUGAUUUAGAGGUGGGGAGCCGACACAUUGAACAUGAUUACUAGUAUACAGGAAGAUACCUGUUUUGAAGUGAACAAUCUGAUGGUGGAAAUGACAAAUAUCUGACUUCCUACUUAUCCCUUCUGUGUUGUCUUAUGAGUUUGGAAGCUUUAAUGUUCAAUGUGGCUAAGGAUCCUUAGAUGGAAAAGAGCUAAAAGCGUUGCUAAGUCAAGCAAUCCCUUCCUGCUUACUGCUUUUGGUCCUGGACUCCCGACUCUGUGCCCUUGGCCUGGAUUAGAGUUGCUUUCUGUGGGAAAAGCUUCAGAGCGGGAGCUCCCAAUAGCACCUGUGUUUUGCAGGGAUGAUAAACAGGCUGUGAGUAAAGAGCCAUCAUAGACAGGUGCUCAGGGGAGAAGAAUGUCCCACUGGGCAUGGCGGUGAAGGUGCUGGUGCAACAGCAGCGGCAGUGAAACCCCCUCCAUAGCUUCCUCCCUCUCUCACUCACGUUGCUGACAGCUGCUGCUUCAAAAGCCAACUUGGGAUCUCCAAAAGGAAGAAGGGCCACAAGGGAGCUUCUUUGUCUAGUUUACCAGGGAGGGAGAGGUCACAACAAGGACUCUGCAGUCUUGGCUGCCAGCCACCUGGUCCAGGAUGGCAAGUGGAGUGGUGCUGCAGAGCAAAGAGCCGCUGAUGCAGCAUCGGGCAGAGCUGGAUGGAAGCAGGCUGUCUUUGGAUUCAGGAACAAUGGCCAGUUCAGAAGGUGAAUCAGAAAGGGUGAUGGAUGAGAGAAGGCAUAGCUCUGAUAGCACAAACCAGCGUUGUGCUAGGAGACUCCAAGAGCAAGCACGCAAAGAGAGCACGAGGGGCAGGGAACCAACAGUGCACUUUGAAGAUAGUGGUGAGAGUGAUGAAGGUUGACCCAGAUCCCUCUGAAGACGUGCUGACUACCUCCGCAGUGGAACUUUCUGUGCUGCAAAGGCUGGGCUUGCAUAGGGUAGCUUUGACAGAGCAGGAUGUGGAGGCAGCUUUUGCACACCUGGCUCUUGCCUUCCGCUGUGACGCGUUCACGCUGAGGCGGCGAGUGCAGGUGGAAGAGCGAGCAAGGAACACAGCUGAGGAGAAUAUUCAGCAUGAGCUUGGGGAAUGCCGGGCGAUGCUGCAGAAGCUGGAUCAGGCCUGCCUGGACUCCAGGCACAAGGAAUUGGUAGAACAUUUGCGAAGCAGUCUUGCCGUCCUAGAAGGAGCAAUUGAACGGGCAACGGGCGCAGCGGAGAAAUUAGGAUCUGUCCAUCAGGAGGCCCGCAUGAGCCGGGCCACAGAGGUGAUGGUGCAGCAUGUCGAGAACCUGAAAAGGCACCACGUGAGGGAGCACACGGAGCUGGAGGAGAUGAAGAGGCUCAUUCAGCAGAACUCUCGUAACCGGCAGCUGGCAGAAAACAGGGAUGAUAGUGAGCAGAGACUGAAGCAUCCUCCAAUGCGAAUGUUCCAGCAGGGAUCAGCUCGCCGUAGAGUCAGCAUUGCAGUUAUUCCCAGGCAGCUGAUGCACUUUCACAGCCCUGAAAAUGAGCAGAGCUCUGAGGGGGAGGCAAUUAAGUCAACGGCGGCGGCGGAGGAGGAGGUGGAGGAGGAGAACCCAGACAGACAAUCGCACAAUCUCCAGGAAGACUCUGCUGACAAUUACUUUCUCCUGCAUGCAGCAUCUCCCAGGUUCUCCCAGCAGAGCAUGGCAGGGACAACCAGAAUCGAGAGGGAGUCAGAACUUCGGUGCAGAAGCAACAUCAGUAAGACUGCAGAGGAAGAACCCAAAGAGGAAUCAGGCAACGAGGAACUAGAUGAAGAAUGUGAGGAACUGAGGGGAGAGGCACUUCUGUGCAAAGGAUCUAAAAUGGAGCUUUGCAGAGCCUGGUUCUCUAUGCCCACCUACUAUUGGGUUUUGUUGUGGCUGUUUUUUCUGGGGGUUGCUUGCCUCAUUCUGAUCAGGAUCCUGGAGCUGCAGAAACAAUACCCAUUUACAACCUCUGAUUCUUAGAGUCACAUAAGGAGCAGAAUAACCAUGGCAGGACUUUGCACCAUCAAAAUCCUGGACAGUUUACUUUUGAAAAAUAAAAAUAGAAAGGAGGCCCUGUUUCAUGUGUGACCAGUGAACACUGCCUGGGAUGUGGUUCUAACAGGCUGGCUGGUGUGAAAAGAGCUGGAGAAGUCUGCAGGCGGGACGUCAUCUAAAUCCGAGAGGUGAUUUUAGCUGCUACUACUCCAUUGGUGGCCUCUGCAUAAGCCCAACGAGCCUAACAGUUGUCUAAUAGAGAUAAUGCUUACAACUCUGCAGAGAACUCCAGCUAAGACAUUUCUCCUGUCUUUGGAGGUUAAAUAUCCUUCAGAGUCCCUGUGAAGUGGCAGAUAUAUUAGAGCAUUAGGUUUGUAUAGCGUUGUUCACACUGAGGUUCACCAGAGAGCAGUUUGGGACUAUAGGGCUCAGACCUCCUUUGUAUCUUGCUACAGUGGUACCUCGGCUUAUGAACACAAUUGGUUCCGGAAGUCUGUUCAUAAACUGAAGCGUUCAUAAACUGAAGCGAACUUUCCCAUUGAAAGUAAUGGAAAGUGGAUUAAUCCGUUCCAGACGGGUCCGCAGAGUACUCAACCUGAUGC